GUCCCAGUGGUACUGUUUCGCCAGCCGCACCUUAGUCUACAGUCUGCCAUUGCAGGAUAUACUUUCCAUCACAUACCAAUAGUGCAAACGGUGCAGUAACCAGCUCCUGUGCUUUCAUGCCGAUUUGUACCAACUGCACACAUCCAAUCUCUCACUUAUACACGGUUUACCAGUCGAAAUAUAACCUCAGACUAGAACAAUGUAACAAGUGCCAAUCCUUCGCCGAUCCUUAUGUGGAAUUCGACCAUCUCCCGCUGAUACUCGACUUGAUACUACUCAAGAGAGAAGUGUACCGACACCUCCUGUACAACAGGGGAACAGAACCAAGACGAGCAUAUGAAGGGAAAAGCUCGAGCAGGAGUGGCGACACCACCCCAGAAACGAGCAACACGAGAGAUGCGCAGCUGAAACAUCAGGGUGAUUUAGAAAAAGAGCAUCAAAGGGAAAAGCUGAGGUGGCAGUUGAUCCUCCGCUUGGGAGGCGGACUCAUCCUCGUCGAUGCAUUUAUUCGAUGGGCACAUCUUGAUCCCGCAAUAUCGUCUGAUGUUUCACGGUGGACAAAUGACACUAGUAUAGCUUUCCUCCGCAUUUUCGUUGGAUGCCUGAUAGAAACGAUAGCUUUCCAUGGAGGCGUCAUGCUGGCUUCGUUCUUCGUAGUAACUUUCUUAGAUAGGAUUCGAUCCCGAACACAGACGUCGGGUGCUAUAUCUGGUAUUCGACAAGAGUUUAGGCUUUCUCUUAUACCUCUUACUAUCUUUUACUCUUCCUUGACGAAGCUUUUUCUCUUGUUCCUCUUGUCAAUAUGGCGCCCAUCUGGGGCGACGUUCGACCAAACUUCUGCUCAAAAUAUGCCUUAUAGGACACAUUUUGAUAAUCCUUUCAUUUCUGGUGCGUUGGAGAUAUGGGACGAAGACAAACUGGAUCGCGAAUGGGUUGUUAGGAAUGUGCUUGGGGGUAUGACGGCAGGAUUCGGGCUUCGGGUGGUCCUUGAUUGUCACCCAAUGUUUACAACUGUCGUGAUACUUGCUGGGUGGGCUGUCAAGACCGCAGUUGCUGAUUUAGUGAAGGAUUGGGUUGGCGGAGACAGGAAUUUCGGAGAAGUUUGGUUAGAGUAUAGCAUUCCAUAAUGCACCGGGUGACGGUGCCGCCAAACUUAUUAUUUUGUUCC
Serpula lacrymans var. lacrymans S7.9 is the source of this 1168-nucleotide messenger RNA. RefSeq lists its product as uncharacterized. Lineage: Eukaryota; Fungi; Basidiomycota; Agaricomycetes; Boletales; Serpulaceae. Gene Ontology annotation, biological process: regulation of plasma membrane sterol distribution; sphingolipid metabolic process; sterol metabolic process. Gene Ontology annotation, cellular component: Golgi apparatus; cortical endoplasmic reticulum. The record is from RefSeq and is a predicted model, not a curated record. Bases 117 to 1127 code for a protein of 336 amino acids. The transcript is spliced from 9 exons.